Fonsecaea monophora is the source of this 915-nucleotide messenger RNA. RefSeq lists its product as hypothetical. The transcript has 2 exons. Bases 1 to 915 code for a protein of 304 amino acids. Lineage: Eukaryota; Fungi; Ascomycota; Eurotiomycetes; Chaetothyriales; Herpotrichiellaceae. The record is from RefSeq and is a predicted model, not a curated record.
AUGCCUUCCUCUCGGGACCUGCCCCCUAUAACAACUCCAUUCUUUCCAAGGCUCUUCUACAGAAACCAGUUUGUCGCCAAACCUCAGCGGCCGCCAAAGGGCACCGACCUCUCGGGGCAGGUUGUAAUUAUCACAGGAGGCAAUACAGGUUUGGGUUUGGAGAGCGCCCGUCAACUGCUCUCUCUCAAUCUCUCACGUCUGAUUCUCGCAGUCCGUUCUAGUCAGAGAGGGGCGGAAGCAGCAAAAAAUCUCCAUGCCACCUAUCCACGAGCGACCAUCGACGUUUGGCAAUUGGACAUGGCCUCCUAUGAUUCAAUCCAGGCAUUUGUUCAACGCGCAGAGAACGAGCUGACACGCCUCGAUAUCAUCAUUCUCAAUGCUGGCAGAUGGACGUACAAUUUCACCAAGUUGCCUACUACCGGUCACGAGGAGAUCUUCCAGAUAAACUACCUUUCGACCGUUUUCCUUGCUAUCUUGAUGCUUCCCGUUUUGAAAAGCAAAGCUUCAGCGGGAAAGCCAGGCCGCUUGACCAUCGUCAAUGCUGCGCUGUCCCUGACCGCGAAAUUCCCGACCAAGGACAGAACCCCUUUGCUCCCUUCAUUCGAUGAUCCAAAGGCAUUCAACAUCAGCGAGACGUACAACACGUCCAAGGUGCUGGCGCACAUGUUCCUCUGGAAACUCGUCGACUAUGUCUCGGCUGACGACGUCGUCGUGAACCUCGUGGACCCUGGCUUUGUCAAAGGAACACGACUCGCGCGGGAUGCACCGAGGAUUAUGGUGGCUCUCGGUCAGAUAUUUGCUGCACUCACCGCCAGAAGUACCCGCGAUGGUGCCUCGACGUAUGUCGAUGCCUGUCUGCUCAAAGGGAAGGAGUCUCACGGAUGCUUCAUAAUGGGCUGGCAGAUCAAACCGUAA